Molecule: messenger RNA, 945 nt
Organism: Microcebus murinus (gray mouse lemur)
Lineage: Eukaryota; Metazoa; Chordata; Mammalia; Primates; Cheirogaleidae
Product: olfactory receptor 51I2-like
Biological process (GO): G protein-coupled receptor signaling pathway
Cellular component (GO): plasma membrane
Molecular function (GO): olfactory receptor activity; G protein-coupled receptor activity
Source: RefSeq, a predicted model, not a curated record
AUGCCUGUGCUCAAUGGCAGCCACUACCAGCCACCCUUCUUCCUUCUUUCAGGAAUUCCAGGGCUGGAGGAUGCUCAUGUCUGGAUCUCCAUCCCAUUGAGCAUCAUGUAUGUGAUUGCCAUCUUGGGGAACAGCAUCAUCAUUCACAUAAUAUACAAGAAUCCCAGCCUUCACGAGCCUCAAUAUAUAUUCUUGUCCAUGUUGGCAGCGACGGACACAGGCAUGUCAGCCUCUACACUGCCCACUGUACUUAAUGUCUUUCUUCUCAACCACCGAGAGAUUGCGUUCCAUGGCUGCUUGGUACAGAUGUUCUUUAUCCACACCUUCUCGUCCAUGGAGUCAGCCAUCCUGCUGAUCAUGGCCUUUGACCGCUUCAUGGCAAUUUGCAACCCACUGCGCUAUACUGCGAUCCUGACCCACUCCUGCAUUGCUCAGAUGGGGCUAGCUGCUAUGGCUCGGGGUGUGGCAUUGAUGGCCCCCUUACCCAUCCUGCUCAAACGGCUUCCUUUCUGUAAAAACAUCAUCUUGUCUCACUCUUUCUGCUUCCAUCCUGAUGUGAUGAAGCUAGCUUGUGGGUCUAUUCGCGUCAAUAUCAUCUAUGGGCUGGCUUUGGUCCUCUGUUCCUUUGGUGUUGACUCUGUCUUUAUUGUUCUGUCUUAUGCUCUGAUCCUGAGGACGGUCCUGGGCAUUGCUUCCAGGGAGGGACGUCUAAAGGCACUCAACACUUGCGUCUCCCAUAUUCUCACUGUCCUCAUUUUCUAUGUUCCACUUAUUGCCUUAGCUCUAAUCCACAGGAUAGGCAAGUACCACUCCCCUCUGCCACAUGUCACCAUGUCCAAUAUUUUCCUCUUCCUCACACAGGUCCUCAACCCAUUGGUUUACAGUGUGAAAACAAAACAAAUCAGGAGUGUGCUGUGUAGAUUGUUUGCACUUAAGGUAGCAUGA